Chroicocephalus ridibundus (black-headed gull) is the source of this 1323-nucleotide messenger RNA. RefSeq names its product jumonji domain containing 8 (gene JMJD8). The record is from RefSeq and is a predicted model, not a curated record. NCBI's taxonomy places the organism in Eukaryota, Metazoa, Chordata, Aves, Charadriiformes, Laridae. Gene Ontology annotation, cellular component: cytoplasm. The coding region runs from base 59 to 901 and encodes 280 amino acids. The transcript is spliced from 9 exons.
GCUGACGGGAAGCAUAGUCCGCCGGCGGCUCCGGUGCUGGCGCCGGUCCCGCUCCUCCAUGGCGGCCGCGCGGCGGCUGCUCUCCCUGCUGCUGCCGCUGACCUGGGCCCGGCCCGCUGCCUGCGCCGACCCGCCGGGCGGCGGAUGGCUGGCGGGCUCGGUGCCGGAGGAGGAGCGGUGCACCGUGGAGCGGGCCGACGCUUCCCUCACCUACUCUCUCUUCCUGCAGCGGUACGGGCGGCCGCUGCCCCGGGGCGGGACGGGCAGGCACCGGAACCGGGGGUUCGCCUUCUCCCGCCCGGUCAUCCUCCGCGGAUUCACGGACAACUCGGCCUUCCGUGCCCUCUGCACCCGGGAGAAGCUGCUGGCGGCCUUCGGGGCCCUCCCGGUGCGGCUCAGCACGGCCAACACCUACUCCUACCGCAAAGUGGACGUGCCCUUCCAGGAGUACGUGGAGCAGCUGCUGAAGCCGCAGGAUCCAGCCCGGCUGGGCAGCGACACUCUCUACUUUUUCGGGGACAACAACUUCACCGAGUGGGGUUCCCUCUUCCAGCAGUACGUGCCCCCCCCGUUCCGCAUUCCGGGCACCAGCCCUGCCUACAGCUUUGGGAUCGCAGGCUCUGGCUCUGGUGUUCCCUUCCACUGGCACGGCCCCGGUUACUCCGAGGUGAUCUUUGGCAGGAAGCGCUGGUUUCUGUACCCACCGGAUAAAACGCCCCAUUUCCACCCCAACGAGACGACGCUGGCCUGGCUCCACCGCACGUACCCCGCGCUGCCGCCGGCUCAGCGCCCGCUGGAGUGCACCCUCCGCCCCGGCGAGGUCCUGUACUUUCCCGACCGCUGGUGGCACGCCACGCUCAACCUGGACACCAGCGUCUUCAUCUCCACCUUCCUGGGGUAGAGCCGGGAAGGACGAGGACGUGUCACCAUCGUCCCGGCCGAGGUGGCAGCUCCGGCUCCUGUCGCCGCCGGGGAAGGGCAGCGCCAGAUUUGCCCACUCAACUUACUGGUGUCGGGACCAAGUGCCUGAAGAAGUUCUGGGUUUUUUUUGUUUUUUUUUUUUACCGGUCUUUUCCCUCCCCUUUGGAUUAAAAUCGUUCUGCCAUAGUUCCUGGUGCGUUCCUCUAUCCCUGCCACCACCGGCACACAGGCAAACAUGCUCCUCGUGGAAUAGCACCUAUUCCCAAGCCAGGACAUGGCCUGCCCGGUGCGGAGAUCGCCGCCGCGAAAUACUCCAGCUCCUUUUCCGCAUUUAUUGCUGAAAUUUUUUUUUAUUAUUUUUAUAUAUAUAUUUAUUAUUUUUUUUUUUUUAAAAUCAACAUU